Messenger RNA from Tachysurus fulvidraco (yellow catfish), 2462 nucleotides. It is a transcript of the gene ubxn7, whose product is annotated as UBX domain protein 7. Gene Ontology annotation, molecular function: ubiquitin binding. NCBI's taxonomy places the organism in Eukaryota, Metazoa, Chordata, Actinopteri, Siluriformes, Bagridae. The record is from RefSeq and is a predicted model, not a curated record. Gene Ontology annotation, biological process: proteasome-mediated ubiquitin-dependent protein catabolic process. The coding region runs from base 41 to 1612 and encodes 523 amino acids. The transcript is spliced from 11 exons. Gene Ontology annotation, cellular component: nucleus.
CGCGCUUGUCUUCGCGGGCUGCUGUUGGUCAAUAGUGCGCAUGCGCAGUGCCGUUGUUGUUGACAGUGGCGGCAAGAUGGCGGCUAUCGGAGACGCUUCAGGCCCGGGGCUGAACGGGUUAAUUCAACAGUUUACUGCCAUUACUGGAGCCACGGAGAGCGUCGGGAGACACAUGCUGGAGGCCUGUAACAACAACCUGGAGAUGGCAGUCACCAUGUUUCUGGAUGGUGCAGGAGUUCCAGAGGAGCCGAGCACCAGCUCCAGUUCAGCCACAGCUUCGGGGAGCAGAUGCCAUACAGAAGACGAAGUCCGAGCGCCGAUCCCUCAGAAACAGGAGAUCCUGGUGGAGCCGGAGCCGCUGUUUGGAGUGCCGAAGAGACGGAGACCCGCUCGCUCCAUCUUUGAUGGUUUUCGGGAUUUCCAGACUGAAACCAUCAGACAGGAGCAGGAGCUGAGGAACGGAGGAGCAAUGGAUAAAAAGCUGAGCACUCUGGCUGAUCUCUUCCGACCCCCGAUCGAGCUCAUGCACAAAGGCAGCUUUGAGACGGCGAAAAACUGCGGCCAGUUGGAGAAUAAGUGGUUGAUGAUAAAUAUCCAGAAUGUUCAGGAUUUCUCCUGUCAGUGUUUAAACCGAGAUGUGUGGAGUAAUGAGGCGGUGAAAGCCAUCAUCAGGGAGCACUUCAUCUUCUGGCAGGUUUACCAUGACAGUGAAGAGGGACAGCGCUACAUUCAGUUCUACAAACUCAACAAAUUCCCUUACAUCUCCAUCCUGGACCCUCGUACAGGCCAGAAGAUGGUGGAGUGGAAUCAGCUGGACGUUACCUCGUUCCUGGAUCAAGUGACUGGGUUUUUAACGGAACACGGCCAGUUAGAUGGACUUUCCAGUCAACCUCCAGCCAAACGUGCUCGCUCUGAGAGUUUGAUUGACGCGAGUGAGGACAGUCAGCUGGAGGCUGCUAUCAGAGCGUCUCUACAGGAAACGCACUAUGAGUCGAGGCAGGAGAAAGGGGAGUCUGAAAAUGACUCGGAUGCUGAGGCUUUCUCCGAUAGCGAGGGUAUGAUCUCAGUGGACGGUUCAGACAGCGAGGAAGGAGGGAAAGACUCCAUAGAUGGAAACACGUUGUCAGAACAGUGCCCGCCCACUUCCUCAGAUAGUCCCGCCCAGAACAGGAAGUCUCCUCACAAAGAGUUUAACCACAGAAAAGAAGAGAGCAAGAAAAACCACGUGGAGCCGCCGCCACCUCGGCCGAGUCUCAAUCCCACAGAGUCAAAACAGCAACAUCAUCAACAGCAACAAUCACAGCAACAGCGUCAUCAUGACCAAAGUCACAGAAUCUUAUCAUCCCAAAGCACACAGCCUGAAGAUAAUGGUCCGAAGGCUCACCUGAUGCUGAGAUACCCGGAUGGUACGAGGGAACAGAUAGCGUUGUCUGUGAAUGCUAAGCUGAUGGCUCUGGUGAGACACGUUCAGUCUAACGGAUAUCCCAACGAACGUUUUGAACUCGUCACUAACUUCCCUCGACGGAAGCUGGCCCAUUUGGACUAUGACAUCACGCUACAGGAGGCAGGGCUUUGCCCUCAGGAGACUGUGUUCGUGCAGGAGAGGAACUAACCCUGCCCUCUCCUUUUUGUUGGUUUUCAUACUCGUCCCUCAUCCGUCGUUCUCCACGGAUCCCAAGCGGAACGCAGUCCCAGGACCACACCUUCAUAUUUAUUUGUGAAUUUCUCAGUGCACCUCUGCUCCUUCCAGUUUCUUUUACAGUUUUCCAAACAAUAACUGUGGAAUAACCCAAGAGAAGAUUUCAGUCAGGUUCAGACGUCAGAUCACCUAAUGAGUGGCUUUGACGAGUGAAUUAUUAAAUUUAAGAGAGAAUUUAAAGCCUGAACUCUUUCCAGGUGGUUGGUGACGUGUCCUUGUCCACUUCCCCUCGCUCCGGUCCACACGUGGCCUUAUCAAGUGUUCGGCAAAAAAGUUAACGUGAGCAAUAAAAUCUGCCACGCAACUCAUCACACUCUUCUUUCUGAAAACUGUAUCACUUCAGAUCAUCAUCAUUCUCAUCAUCCUCAUCCUCCACAUGCACGGACGUCUCCCUGUCUGAAUCGCUCUCUCUGUUAGCGCCGUAUCUAGGUAACUAGCAUGCUAGCUAAUGAGCAAACCAGCUGGUUUCGUUCAGCAGCUAGUUUGUGAGUUAAACACUUUUUGUACGUAGUUUAAGAAAGAAUGAAAGACAAAAGCGGCACUGAAAAACAUGUCCUGGUCCUGUGAGGGCGCCCUGAGGGGAAGUUUGGUGAAGGCACGCGUUCUUACAGCUUUCGUGGCUCAGCGAUGGAUUUAACUGGAACUGAUCUUCAGACUUCUUCAGAGAGGAUCAGUUAAAUCUGUGGGAUCAUCAGCAGGACAGCGGUGAUGUGGGACGUUCCAUUUAUAGUGAAAUUUCUGUCUCUUUUUUUAUAUGCUGCAU